CAUUGGAGAGGGGGCGGGCGGACCACGAAGAUGCCGAUGCGCCGGUGUCCGGAUCCUGGGGCUGUCUCGCGCCGCGGGGGCGAUGAGUGUUAUUCUCGGCGCCCUGAGACUUACCUGCUGGCUAUCCUGCCUCGUUCUCCUCAUCGUUCCGACCUCACCCCAACCUGGGGAUGAUGACCUUCGGCAUUCAACGGACGAUGCGGUCUACGACGAGGAGCCACCCCUCUCACCGGAGGACAGCGACGAGGAUUUCAUCGACGCAAACACAACAGAAAGAGGACUAUACCUUGGCUCACCGUGCGACCUCACCUGCAAUCCGGAACUUCAGCAUGUAUUCUGCGAUCCAAUUACUGCUCAUUGCGAGUGCGAAAAAUUCUUCCCAGUCAGGCUCGGUCCUGCGAAAGGAUGUGCCAAACCCAAGAAACUUGGUGAGCAGUGCUUUUAUCGGGCCACCUGCACGUUUGCCGAUCAGUACGCGACCUGCACCCAGGUUCAGCACAACGCUAUUUGCGAGUGCAAAACGGGGUACCACAGAGUCGCGCUAUCGCGGCCCAGCAAAAAAGUCUUCUGCGCCGAGGAUCUGGUGCUGAUAACAACAGACGUACCAACGCUGCUGGGCGUCGCUUCAGGCCUAGCGAUCUUUACGGCCCUAAUCUGCUUUGUCCUGAAACUAUUCAGCAGGGCGAGAUAUACGAGACCAAGACACUACGCGAACGCAAAUCACGCACCACCCAUGCUAUUCUCAAGCGAUACGGGUAUACCAUUGACACUCCACGGAGGUCGGCCGUCCUCGCGAUCUAGCCAACGCAGCGGAAGCGCCCUGGCCUCUGCGUUCUCCAGGAGGCCGAGCAGCGGCGGAAGUCGCGGGCCCCUGGUGCCCGCUUCGCGAGCAGGUGCGGCCCGGGCCGCCGCCAUCUUGCUUAUAUCGUGCCACCUCCAAGCGACAACGAAAGGUGGUGGAAACGGUGGAAACAGGCAUCGACGGACCCUUAGCGACGUUGCUGAGGGAUCCUCGGACGGCCUCGGUUCUCGUCGACCUAGCUUAGCCUCGAUUCACAGCUCGACAUCCUCCGCGCGUAGCUACAGCGCCCGGAGACUUGAACGCGAGAGAAACGAGAAGGAACAUCGACUCGCUCUCCAGGAACUCAGGCUGCAACGUCAACGAGAACAGCAACAGUCUGCGCCAACUCCAAGCCCCAGGACACCGCAUUCAACUGACGAACUACUUCCGUCGGUGGACGAGGUUGCCGAGCAAGUGCCAACAACGUCGGGUACGUCAGGAACAACGACAACAACACCACCGUUGGCUAAAGAAGCGAAUGCAAUAUCCACCUACAACGGGCCUUGCACAUCAGCCGACAGUUUUCAAGUAUAGCUGAAGAAGACUAAAAGCUGCGAUAGUUACGGUUCGUGUAAAUAACUGAUAAUUUAAAUAGGACUACUAUACAUAUAUAUACACACAGACACACACACACACACAGAGAGAAUUUUUCACUAUAAUUCUGAGCGAAUGUUUCGAGUCACUGAAAAAAUAUGCACUCGAAGAAAGAAUAAAAGAAUAAUAAUAGUAAUGAAAUAUAUUGUAAUAUUUGUGGCAGAGAGAAGAAGAUAAA
Neodiprion fabricii is the source of this 1613-nucleotide messenger RNA. RefSeq lists its product as uncharacterized. The transcript has 7 exons. The record is from RefSeq and is a predicted model, not a curated record. Bases 83 to 1375 code for a protein of 430 amino acids. NCBI's taxonomy places the organism in Eukaryota, Metazoa, Arthropoda, Insecta, Hymenoptera, Diprionidae.